Messenger RNA from Cydia pomonella (codling moth), 9228 nucleotides. Its product is annotated as sodium-dependent neutral amino acid transporter B(0)AT3. Gene Ontology annotation, cellular component: membrane. The transcript is spliced from 12 exons. Gene Ontology annotation, biological process: sodium ion transmembrane transport. Lineage: Eukaryota; Metazoa; Arthropoda; Insecta; Lepidoptera; Tortricidae. Bases 561 to 2639 code for a protein of 692 amino acids. The record is from RefSeq and is a predicted model, not a curated record.
UAGCGUCUCGAUAUGGUUCGGUUGGUCCGCCGGCUGCAGUCCACUCGCGAAUGUUCGCGCCGCGUCGCGUAUGACGAAUGACAAUUCGAAAAUCGAAUAGCGAAAAAAAAGUGCAACUGCCAGUGAUUAUUUUCAAACACCUUAAAUCGAUAAAGUUCCUGAUAACAACACUAUAGAAUUAACGAAAAUGUCAAAGUUAAAACCAUAGACUAACACAUAGACAAUAACCCAGAAAGAUAUGUCCUUUGCCUAGUUCAGUGGAUAAAAAAUCCACUCAUAUGCACAGAGAGGCCUCCCACGUCUUCAGGGAUUCUCUCAAACUACGCCAGAAACUACUACAACGGACUACCACGUACUUUAAAGUGGUAGAAUUCGUCAAAAAGGACGCCAUACGAUUCUUCACUUACGACUACGAAAUACACCAACUGAUAUGAAUAUAUUUAUAGUCAAUGGCUAUCAUUCGAAAAACCUCGUUAAGCUGAAACUCAUUUGAUUCUCUGACAAUAAUAUAGACUUUAUAAUUUUAAGCAAUUUUACAAUAUAAAAAUAUAGAAAUCAAGAUGGCGGUGAAGGCGGAGCCAAUAGGUCCGAGAAACGGGCACGAGUUGGCGCCUUUGAAUACGAGGGCAGAUGGAAGUGAGAGGCCUCAUGGGGUCACGAUUGUCCUGCAGGGCUCCAGGGGGUCGCUGCAGAGGGUCCCGGAAGUGCCAGGGGAGGACCGAGCAGCCUGGUCUGGAAAGUUGCAGUUCUUCCUGUCCAUCAUUGGGUAUUCGGUGGGAUUGGGGAAUAUAUGGAGGUUCCCGUAUCUGUGCCAGCAGAAUGGAGGAGGUGCGUUCCUCAUUCCGUUCCUGAUCAUGCUGGUGCUGGAAGGCAUCCCUCUCUUCCUCAUCGAGAUGGCCAUCGGGCAGAAGAUGCGGCUCGGCUCCUUGGGGGUGUGGAAUACAAUUCACCCCUGGCUGGGGGGGAUCGGCAUCUCCUCCUGUAUAGUGACGCUGUUCGUGGCGUUGUACUACAACGUCAUCAUCACGUGGGUGUUCUUCUACCUGUUCAACAGUGUUAGGAUCAACCUCCCCUGGGCCACCUGCCCCUCAGACAACAGCAGCGCCCAAAUUGAGUGCAACAAGGCCUCAGCAACCGCCUACUUCUGGUACCGCUCAGCGCUGGACGCGUCUCCAAGCAUCGAGGAACCAGGCGCGCCGAGGUGGUGGAUCGUGCUGUGUCUGCUUCUGGCCUGGAUUGUGGUGUUUUUUAUUGUGAUGAAGGGGAUUCAGAGCAGCGGGAAGGUGGUGUACUUCACGUCGCUGUUCCCGUACGUGGUGCUGACCAUAUUCUUCAUCAGAGGGAUCACGCUGCCGGGCUCUGCCGAUGGCAUCGUGCACAUGUAUAGCCCGAAGCUUGAAAUGCUCCUCGAGCCUACCGUGUGGCUGGACGCGGCCACGCAAGUGUUCUACUCCUUCGGUCUCGCGUUCGGGUCGCUGAUCGCCUUCGGCUCCUACAACCCGCCCGAUAACAACUGCGUGCGUGACGUGUUGCUCGUGUCGGUGUGCAACGCGCUUACGGCCAUAUACGCGUCCGUGGUCAUAUUUAGUAUACUUGGGUUCAAGGCGUAUACUAUGGCGGAGAGGUGCAUUGCUAGCUCCAUUGAGAUCUUGGCUCACAACAACGUCCCCGGGUUCUACCCUAACACGACCUUCGACUACUACAGAGAGCACUACCCCGAUCUGGUCAAGGAGAACAUCACGAGCCGACUCAAUCUGUCGGAUUGCAGCAUGAGCAAGCAGCUUAAUGAGGCGGCCGAAGGCACAGGCCUAGCCUUCAUCGUGUUCACCCAAGCCAUAGUAGAACUGCCCUUCGCUCCGUUCUGGUCCAUCAUCUUCUUCCUGAUGCUGCUGUCCCUGGGCCUAGGCAGCCAGAUCGGCAUCAUGGAGGGCAUGCUCUGCACCAUCUUUGAUAUCGAGUUCUUUAAGAGGAUCAGCAAGCCGAUUAUCACUGGUAUCGUAUGUGUCUUCUGCUUCGUAACUGGCUUGAUCUUCACUACGGGCGCGGGCGAGUACUGGCUCAAGAUGUUUGACUCCUUCGCCGGCACCAUCGGUCUGGUAGUGGUCGCGCUCUUGGAGAUGGUCUCUGUCAUUUACAUCUAUGGCCAUGAGAAGUUCUCAAAUGACAUCUACGAGAUGACGGGCUACCGCCCCGGGCUCUACUGGCAAUUGACAUGGCGCUACAUCGGGCCCUGCGUCGUAUCCUGCAUCCUGCUCUCGUCAAUAAUUUCCAUGAUCUAUUCGCCUCCCACCUACGGGGCUUGGAAUGCUGAUGAGGGCCGCGUGGUGAAGACUCCAUACCCUGACUGGGUGCUCCUCAUCGCUCUCUGCAUGAUCCUGGCCGGCAUCUUGCCCAUCCCUGUCGUGCUGUUGCUGCGCCGCUUCCAAUGCCUCGCCUUCGACGUGGACAUCCACCAGGGCAGCAUCAGGAGAAUCGAGACUACCGUGUCGACUAAGGAGAUGAUGAGUGAUCAGGAUUCCUCAGACGAAGCCAUCGACGAUCACUACUCGUCCAGCAGCGACGAAGAAGUACUCAACGCGGGCCGUCUCGCCAUGCGACCGGUUUUCAAAAUGGACGUCGUCGAGCCGUUAGGAAUUUGAAAAUCGAAUUCAAUUAUUUUUCGUUUCAUGCAUCUUAACCUCAUCGAUAUCGCAUGCGAUUUUUGAUAUAUUUCGGCAUUUCUGCGACCUAUUGAAUUCGUUGCUUAAGGGUCGGCAGUGUAUCAAAAACGACAUGAAAUAUUCGGGGACCUCAGUAGCUAGAGCUAAUUAUUUUCUGAGAAGUUUGGUUGGUUUCAUUAUGCGUAACACCAUCGAAUGCAAAUUGACAGGUUGUAACAGUAAAAAAAAAAAAUUUGGUUACAGAAUACCACAGUUUAUGAAAAACUAUUAUGUUCAUUUCGCACUUGCAUUUGCGUGAUCAACCGACAGCAAGCUCGGUCGAAUUUCACCUUCCCAUACAAACGGAGUUUCGUUCUCAUUUUAAAACUUCGUGUUGGAUUGUAAUGAAACUUUGCACGUACUAUUACAUGAUGUACAUCUAUGCCUGUAAUUCGUUUAUAUAGCUGCAACUUAUAAAACAAACAAAAUAGAGCAAAAAACAAGUUUGUAUGAAAAACUUAAAUUCGCUGUAUUUUUUAACUAUAGGCAUAGAUAUACCUUAUCUUAUUGUAAGUACAAAGUUUUAGAGAAAUCUAGCUAUUCGUUUUAAAAUGAGAGCGUGACUACGUUUGUGUUGAGCUCGCUGUGGACUCUUAAUUUUUUUUUUUUCUAAUUUGAAUUACAAUCUAAAUCUAAUGUUCAACACGAACAUCAUAAAAUGGCCCCAUCGGCCGCGUACGCAACCAGAGCUUCGUAACCAGAUGCGAUCGGUAACUAUUUCUGCCUUGUACGAAACCGGUUGCGAUCAAAAACUAAUUCCGUCUUACUAGUUAUCAGUUACGAUCGAACACUUUUCUUUGUUGUACGAAACCUUUCGACCUUUGAUAAAAUCAGUUAAGAUUAUAUUUAUACACCUUGUUAUACAGUAUAAGUACUGUACACAUUAUAUAUCUAGUCAAAAAUCAGAACACAAAAAUUGUACCAGCUAACAACAACAACAUCGAACGCCCUCCUCUUCUUGUCGUAAUAAAAUCAAUUUCAGCGUUUAUAUCAUUCAUUUUUAUUACAAAGUACAUAGAUUAUUUGCAGACAUGCGAAUAAUAACUAAUGACAGCUAACAAUAUAAUGACAUUAUCUAGAGUAAUCAGAUUAUUAGAACUCACUUGAAGUAAUGUUUAAGUGGUUAGUGAUUUGUUAUAUUACCCACUGUAAAGGUUUCAUAUAAGAUCUAAAUAUGUUAUAUUGAGUUUUGUUAAAUCAAUAGUUUCCAAAAAAUGCACAGGAUAAGAAAUUAUAAUGAGUAUCAUGACAAAAUAUUUGAAAAAAAAAACCUAUAGCUAGAUGGCCCAGACAUUGGUUUCGUAUAAGAACGAGAAGUGUUCGAUCGUAACUGGUUACGGGUAAGACGAAAUUAGUUUUUGAUCGCAACCGGUUUCGUACAAGGCAGAAAUAGUUUUCGAUCGCAUCUGGUUACGAAGCUCUGGUUGCGUACGCGGCCGAAGGGAAAAUGGCCGUAGGUAUACGUAUAUAUAUUUACGUACUUAUAUGUACAGUAAACGAUGACCAGACCUGUCAAUUUUAAUAUUUGAAGUUGCGUUUACAUAUUGAUAAAUCAAUUGAUAUUGCGACGUUAUUUUACGAUAUUUAUUUAUCCUAGUUGUAAGUGUAAGUCAAGCCACAGAUGGAUCAAAACUCGCUCAGUAUGCUACGUAUCUUAAAUCUCAAGAAAUUAAAUGUGAUAUGAAUCUAGCCGCCUUCAUACAAUAGAAGCGACGCUCUCAUUUUAAAAGGACAUGAGGACAUGCUUAACACAUGCCAACUUCGUAGCGCUACGCUCGUAGCCGAUCUCAGCGUUUUUCGGCUUUGUAGAGGAAAGCUACUACAGAGAUCCCGCCGAGCGGGUUCCACAACACAAGUAGGUAAUAUAUAUCCUAAGUAGUAACAUAUAUCUAUAUGUCUAAUACUAGUUUUCGUUGCUAAAAAUUGUUAUAUAAAAAAAUAGAGAGAGUGGAAGUUUUUUUUUAAUGUAUAACAUCUACUCGCUCAAUUUCUUUCUACCUAUUACUAAUUAACAUCUUACAUUUCAAUACACUAGUACAAGAUAUAUAUAUAUAUAUAUAAUAUUACUUGAAUUGUUCAAGUCAAGUUUCAUGACAUUUCAGAAUUUCGUAUACACAUUCACCGCUGAACUACGGUCGUAGCCGAUUAAAUGAAUUUCCCGGUAUGUGGCGAAAAUGCUUCGUAGAGGCAAAACGACAAAGUGUCGUGAUUAGCGCAGAAUGGGAUAAAAUAAGAGCGUAAUUUCAAUUGAUGGUAAAGAUAUUAGAUAUUGUGCGCGUAUCAAAUUGAUCAUCUGUUCGCAGUGUUGGCCGAAUGUUAAUUAUAAUUGACCAUAUUGAAAAUUAGAGCGGAGCGUAACGGACGGUUACGCAGCGGCUUACGUGAGCGAAUAACUCGCGAACGCGACACGGCGCGGCGCGACGGCCCAGUGGUGUUCGCAACGAGAUCGCCCACGUAGAACACUUCUAUAGGUAUUGUUGAUGCUAUAGGUGCUCCACUUUACAAACUCGAAAUACGGGAUACGAAAAACAGUUUAAUUUCACAAAGUUACAGACACCACGUGAAUUUUAUAUGAGAGCGAUAUGUACAAAAACAAAAACCGUUGGAACCUUGUCGCUGCGUCACACGUAUUCUACCUUCAAAUUUCAGCUUAAAACUAACAUUGUACAAAUUAUCAGAGUACCACCCUAUUAAACAAAAUUAAAUUAAAGAGAAAAAAACCAUUUUGAGCACGUUGCUAACAGGUAUCAAAGAAUUGAUUCAACCGCGCCGUUUCGCGUUCGCGAGUUAUUCGCUCCCGUAAGCCGCUGCGUUACAGUUUACUGUUCAAUUUGUAAUGGUUAAUUUUCAAUUCUAAUUAACGUUCGGCCAACGCUGUCUGUUAGUCUGUAAGUGUUCGCAAUGCGGAGAAUCUCAGUGAAAUAUGCCAAUGGUUCUAAAAUAAGUCGUUGAUAAUUAGAGAAAUGUUAAAUUCAUGUGCACACAGGGUAGGCUAAGAGGACUUUGAAAAUGGCGCCGGUUAAAAACUAUCUUAGGUAUAUUCGAGUUUUAAAAAUUAAAAGUCCGAAUAGGCCUCCAAGUACAAUAUUUAUAAAUAAUAAUAAAAUUACAGUCAGUUUGUAAUUUGCAAUAAGUGAAUUUGCAUUAAAAGUAACGGGGCAACCAAAGAGCUCACAAAAAUGUGAUCACGAAUUGAUUGACAAGCCGUUAUUUAAAAGAUUUGGGCACCCUGAUGUAUAGUAUAGAUAUUUUUCGCAUCUGUACUUUAUGCGUCUAAAUUAAGGAUAAAAAUGCCCGUACACUAAAACAAUCACAUAAAAAUCUAAAUAGUGAAUAUGGCUUAAGCCUUGAAGUUAGUAUUUAACUUUUGAUGAUUUUUACCUCCUUUUAGAUUCGUCAUGUCCGUCUGUCUGUCCGAUUAUGUCACAGCCACUUUUUUUAAAACCAGAUCUAAGGACGGACCUUACGGACACUAAAAAUGGUACUAGUUCAGCGGUGUCAAUCACGAAUUCGAGCCAACCGUGCAGUCUAACGCAACUAGUUGUAAUGCAACUGGUGAUGCGAACUCAUCAACCAAUCGCGUUGUGGCGUUAGACUACACGAUUGGCUCAAAUUCGUGUGCGUAACACCGCUGUACUGGCCCCAUUCUUAUUGCCCGUAAGGCCCGUCCUUAGAUAUUCAAUGGGUUGAAUUUAAACUCGAUUUGUAUGAAAUUAUUUUUGUAGCUAUAACUACUAAAUAAAAUAGCUAGGAUCACAACCUCUGUGUGCACCUAGCCUUGUUAGGUCUGUUAGGCUCUUAACUUAGCGUUGACUUAGCGGCAUACCGCACUGACUUAGAUCAGUUAAUUUAAAAACGAUAUAGGUACCAUCACUUUUGGACAAAAGUCGCUGGCAAGACUGGUUAUUUAUUUAUUGUUAAAUUAUUUGGGUGCAUACUAUUUCAUAUAUAAUAAUAUAAUUGUCUUUUUAUAUUGUAGUUAUAAUUUUUUUUUUGUUGUUAGUUAAUAUACUUAUGAUUUAUUAAAAAAUAAAAUAUAUUUUCACAAAACACUCAUCCUAAUUUUUUUUAACGAAUAUACAAUGUAGGUAAUAUGAAAAAUAUCACCAGUUCGAGUUUCGGGCUAUGGUUAUUUAAUAUUAUUAAAUUAAGAUUACCUAAUCUAAUUUUUUCAUGUCCCAGAUCUAUAGCUGAAGGCAACCCCGUAUAGUUUUUCUUACGUCAUUAUGUCAACUAAAAUUGUUUUUGGAAGUAAAAAUCAAAUUCAUCAGGCUCGUUAGGUAUUUCUGUAUGUAAAAAUUUUGGCACAAAUAAUAUAACAUAUCAGGGUGCGCGAAUGUACAAUAAUUUACCAGCAAAUAUUAAGAAUGCACCAACCUUCAACAUUUUCAAAUACAAACUAAAAACAUGUUUUAGAUAAUAUUUCAGCCACCUAAAUCCGGCCCUGGCAAACGGCAACACGUUAUCGCCUCGAACCUUGGUAACAAAGGAAACUAUGCUUACCCGCCACUUGUUUUAGAAUCGCGCACUUUGGAAUAAAAACAUCGCAAGAAAUUAUUACCUGUUAAGUAGUUUAUGUCAGCGGUGAUAUGGUAUUCAUUUUGUUAUUACUAUUCCCUACUAGAAAUAAAAACAAUAUGUAAUUUACAUCACUAUUAACGCUCCCUAUAUAUUUUUUUGUAUGUAUCAACUUAUCUCAUUAAGUGAAAUGUAAUAUUUCUUUUGAGAUAAAUAAAAUAUCUUUAACCCGAAAAACGAGAACUUAAAAAAAUACUAUUCUUGCCAGCGAAAAUUUAUUUGUAAUACAUGAUUAUAUAUUAAAACAAGACAGGACUAAUACGUUACCUUCGCAUUUUAGUCUAGGUAUCCUAGGUUAAGGGAAGCGAUGCUAGCUCGUUAGUUUAGGUAGACUAGCGUAGAACGCACAUGUUGUUCUGGGGCGGCAGGCUGGGCGGGAAAUGUAGGAAAAGUUAGGAAAAUAAGGUCAAAAAUGUGAUUAAAAAUCUAUCAAAAGAUACUUUAGAGGCACAAUGCCACAGCGGUAAAAAAAUAUAUUUAAAUGAAUCAUCGACUAUUACUUACCAGUCACCCUGUGUGAAAAUAGAUCAUUCAUAAAUAUAAAUAUCUUCAUUAUCUCUAAUCUAAACUAUGAAUAUAUAUUUUUAGUCUCAUGUUAAGUAUUGAUACUCAGUGCUCCGUAAAUUUUAAAAUGUACGACUCCACAGUUAACUAGGUAUAUUAUGUUUGAUGUUUUUAAUGAUAACGUCUUAUAUCAUUAGCCCAUUUGAGUACGGUCACGUCUGAAAAUAUUGAUACGAAAAAAGUGCGAAAAAUAUGUAUACACGACUUUAUUGCCCAUAUAUUAAGGUAGUGUAUACAUAUUUUUAGCACAUUUUUCGUAUCCAUAUUUUCAGACGUGACUGUACGUACGACGCUUGAUCAACCACAAAAUGUGAAUUAUUGUAAUGUCGUGUUCAUUAAAAAGAGGCUCAUUAGUAUUAAAAUCGAUGUAAUGUUGCAUGUUAAUGUAGUUUAAGUCCAGUCUGCCUCUCCAGUUUCGGAAUGCCGUAAAAAUUAAGAAAAAAACGUUUUAGAAGCUAUUCGGGUCUUCCUGUAAGGGGGACGUUCCAAAACAGGUGUUGCCAGCUUAAAUAUAUUUAUUAAGUGACGCAAGGUAUCCAAAGAUGUAAAUAGGUUGAGAUUGUAAACAAAUUAUUCAAAUUUGAAGAUAUUUUAAUGUUUAUUAGCAUAUUUUUAAGUUAACAUUUUAUGUCAUAAAAUAGAACAUAUUUUUAAAUUAAAUAUUAGUAAUGAAUUUCAAGGCCGUUGUAAUUCUAUUUUUUAUUCCAAUAUUAUGUAAUUUAAGAUCUGAGCACUUCAAAAAUGUUACUUAAAUGUUCUUAGUGUUAUUUUUCUCUUUAUAAUAAUAUGGUUAAGUAUUAAAGUGGAAAACGGUUACGAAUCAAUUAGUAUUAUAUGUUUUUGAUAGUUAUUGAGUAACGACGAGGCACGCAUGACAAACUUCUUUAAAUUAUUGUUUAUUAAGUACCUUUAGAACAUAUUUUUCUAUAAGUAUCUCUCUGUAACUUUCAGUAACGCUCUACAGACUAAAUUGAAUUCAACGUUUACACAUAUUAUGUAUAUUCGUUGUGUACAUUUUAUUUUUCAAACAAAAUUCAUGAAAUAGUCUUCUACGUAAUAGGAUGCUUUCCUAACUAUCAAUGCUCGGUAACUUUCUAUGGUAACUACUAAACCACAAUAUCUAUAGCUUUCCGUAGCUAUGAGUUUUUAGAAACCUAUUUCAAAAUAUUUAGUCAUAUGUUCGCUCUUGAAUCUGUUUUACAUCGACAGCUUUACUACAACUUUUUCGCCACCCUGUAUUAUACGGGGUGCGGUUGUGCGCGCCUCGCCUCGCCCGUACGGGCUUGUUCGAGUAGAUAGCUUCGGGAACCUCCCGCUAGUCGUAGUACCGAUGAUAUUAAUACUGUAAUUACAUUUUGAGAUGCAGAAUAAAUUAUUGCCACAAGAA